CAGCUUCCUCCCACAUAAGAAAAAACAUGUUAGGUUAAUUGGUCUUUCUAAAUUAAGGUCCGAAUGGUUGUGUGUAUUUAUGAUGAACUGGCGACUUGUCCAGGGUGUAUCCUGCUCACCAGCUCCCCUCAGCCCUGCAAGGACCAGUGGGUGUGGACAACGAGUGGAUGUUAGCUUUACAUCUGAACAGCUAAAAUGCUCUGCAGAUGGAACAGAAACAUAUUCAAUUGUAAAAUUAGUAUCUGGACUCUAUAAAACUGGACCAUCAAACUUUACAAUGUUUUUACAUUUUCCAAAUCCCAAUUUUUGCUGUUAACACUUGUUAUGUGUCAGGAAUGACAAUUUUUCCAACACACUGCUUUUUCUAAGUACAGAUAAAAUACUACAAAAGGUUGAGAGUAAAUUCUUGAGUUUUUGAGGAAUGUUUUUUUUUAAUCAAAUUAUUCUGCAUACAUGGAACUCAAACACUAGUCCCUACUGACAAGAAACUUGCCUGUUCGUCUUUAUUUAUACAAACCCAUCAGUUUAGAUCUAGACUGAAAUGUAAUUUAUGGAGAUUUCAUCUGAUACACAAACACAAAGUAGCACAUUAUUGUGAAGUCAAAGGAAAAGAAUACAUUGUUUUUAAAAGAUUUUGAAUGAAUAAAACUCUGAAAAGUGUACUUCACAUUUGCGUUGAGUCAUUUCUCUGCCUCCCUGCUCCACCAUGCCUUCAGAGGGGUUUCAAUGAUGACCACCAGCAUGAUAAGUUUGACCCUUUUCCUAAACAUGACUUUAAGUAUACGGUAUAAUCUCUGCUUACGUAUCAGUAAAUCCUCUUUUUACCAGUAGGGUUGUGCUUAAAGAGGAAUUAAAAGUAUUUGGGGACUGGUGCAGAAGGCAGGACCUUAAAUCCUUUAACAAACUACGAGCAAAAUUCAAGUCAUACAAACAUUAAAAUCUGAAACUGUGCAAAAAAGAUGGGUUUCAUCAAAAAGAUGAGACACGUCUUUUAUGCUUAAAUGUCUGACAAAGGUCAGGAACGUCUUUUCUUUUGAAUAUGUUCAAGACGUCCAGCCCUUUCAGUAGAUUAAAAACAUGAUGGUCAGCUAAAUUAUUUAGUGUUUGGAACAGGCACUAAAUAAAAAUAGCUCGACAUUCUUCUGUUAAAAACUGCGUUCUAUUUUAACACAAAAAAAAAAAAAUCUUGUUGCAUUUUUGGUUCUCAGUGCAAAAAGCAUUUAUGAGAAAAAUAAUCCGUUGCAAUCCGUUUUCAGGAAGCAUUUGUAUCAUAACGUGAUACAUUGUCUAAGUAAAAAAGAAAUACUUGUGUGUUACUGAACCUGGUUACCUCCUGCUUUUUUAACUUGAUAAAUAAAAACCAGAUCGGUCUCCAUCGUGGGCGGUGACUGAGUACUCACUCACCAUCUCCUCCUCCAACUCUCUGAGGUUGCAUUCCCUCCACAAGAGAAUCUUAAAAAGAUUCAGUAAUAAAACUGUGGCUUAUUUAAAGGUAGCUGUAACAGGUGCCUUUUUAAUUAAUCUUUUUCUAAAUUUCCAAAACUAUAUACAUUUUUUUGCAUUAUUAUUCCUUGACUUCUGUCACCUGGAAAAUAAGGUUUAUUUUUGAUGAAACUGACACAUCAGUUAAACUAAAUGAAAGUAUUCAGACUUCUAUGACUAUUUGAUGUUUGAUUUCCUGUGACUGAAUUUUAUUCAAUCAUCACAUAACAGCAUUAUGGCAGUAAAACACAAACCAAUCUGUGCUGUAAAUAAAGUGACAGACAUAAAUAUAUAUCGGUUUUAUAUUCACUGGAGCUAGUGUGUCUUUUUUUCAUCCAAAGUUGUGUAUAAAAAGCAAAAUUAAAAAAGAGCUAAUGGACGAAAAUAGAGCUCCUUCAACCACAGAAAAACCUUCCUCCAUCUCAUGUUCCUCUGUGGAAGAGCUGGGAUGCAUUCACGGCUUGUUUUUGCUGCCACCAAGUGGACAAAAAACGCCUAACAACUAACGCGUGAUUAUUUGCAGGUGUGAAGCGAGUGUGGAGAUAAAUACAUGCAGAUUAAGUCUAGAAAGAGUCUGGCUUCUCCCCUUGGCAGCUGCACAGAUCUUGACAUGUUUCAGAGCCUGAUUUUCACAGUGCUAUGUGGCGUCACAUUGACCUCUACAAUGUCACAUCUUGAAAAGCACUGGGAGCUGUGGAAGAGGACUCAUAACAAGCUGUACGCUCAUCAGGUUGAAGAGUUGGGUCGCAGACGGUUAUGGGAACAGAAUCUGGAAAUGAUAAAUGUCCAUAACUUGGAGACUUCCCUUGGCUUGCACACCUAUGAGCUGGGAAUGAACCACCUGGGGGACCUGACCACUGAGGAGAUCACGUCAUCUCUCGUAGGAACUGUUGUACCAUCAGAGCUGGAGCGGGUUCCUUAUGGAUUCCUCAAGGUCAACAAAUCUCUGCCAGCUUCACUGGAUUGGAGAGAUAGCGGGCUGGUGACAUCAGUAAAAUCACAGGGUGCUUGUGGUUCUAGCUGGGCAUUUAGUUCAGUUGGUGCCCUGGAGGGGCAACUAAAGAAGACUACAGGCAUCUUGAUGUCCCUCAGUCCUCAGAAUCUUGUGGAUUGUUCUUCAAAAUAUGGCAACUAUGGCUGCAGAGGCGGAUUCAUGACAAAUGCCUUCCAGUACGUCAUCAACAACCAAGGCAUUAGCUCUGAUGCUGCGUAUCCCUACAUUGGUAGACGAGGUCAGUGCAAGUACGACCCAACGUAUCGGGCAGCUAACUGCUCAGGGUAUUGCUUCUUGCCAAAAGGUGAUGAGUUUGCCUUGAAGAUGGCCCUGGCAAACAUCGGCCCCAUUGCUGUUGCUAUUGAUGCUUCAAGGCCAAAAUUUCUCUUCUACAGUCAUGGUGUCUACAAAGACCAUUCAUGCUCUCACAAUGUAAACCAUGGAGUCCUGGCUGUAGGAUAUGGCACUGAAAAUGGAGAGGACUAUUGGCUAAUCAAAAACAGUUGGGGUACAACCUAUGGAGACGAAGGCUAUAUCAAAAUGGCUCGUAACAGAAACAACCAGUGUGGAGUCGCCCUCUAUGCAUGUUUUCCCAUUAUGUGACCAAUAAACUUUAUGAAUAUUUUUUGAGUUGGCAA
Xiphophorus hellerii (green swordtail) is the source of this 3114-nucleotide messenger RNA. Its product is annotated as cathepsin S-like. Gene Ontology annotation, biological process: proteolysis. The coding region runs from base 2033 to 3079 and encodes 348 amino acids. Gene Ontology annotation, molecular function: cysteine-type peptidase activity. The record is from RefSeq and is a predicted model, not a curated record. The transcript is spliced from 8 exons. NCBI's taxonomy places the organism in Eukaryota, Metazoa, Chordata, Actinopteri, Cyprinodontiformes, Poeciliidae.